CUGUGAGCGCGCGAGGCGGAGCCGAGUGUCCGGGCCUGCUCGGUGGACACCCCUCUCCCCUGCCCGGGACGCGGCGGCCGGAUCCGUGGGCGCGGAGGGGACCGGGCGGGGCGGAUGGGCCCUGCGCCUCCGGCACCCACCUGGGCCCGCUCCUUUGCGCCGCUGCCAGCCUCGAGCCGGGGGGGCCCUGCCUGAUCUUGCCCGGUGUUGCUGGGGAAUCGCACAAACACGUCUGCAUGGCGAUUGGCAGACGGCGGGGAGAGACCCUGGCUGACCCCAGCGCCGGAGCGUGCAAGGGAGUGGCGAGGAAGAAGAGUAGGAUUUUCUCAAGCUAGGGAAACCUGGUGGAGGAGGGGCUCCACGCCCUGCUGGAGAGGCUUCCGGUUUGCAACAGUAGUGUUAUGAAACUUAGUGUUACUGUGACAAGGGAACCCACCUCCUGCUUCUAGUGGAGUUUGACAAAGUGAUCACUGACUCCUAUGCCCCUGGUCUUCCAUUCCAGCUCACUACAUUUUACUCCAGAUGGCAGAAUUUCUGUAGAAUAUUUGAUACACGCCCCACAUCUUGGCUUCUCACCGAGCCUCAGUCUCAGCUGCACUGGCUAGACAAUAAAUGGGAUUUGCACAAAUUCCAGGCCGAACUGAAAUACAGACUGCAGUGUUAAUAUCCUUUUCUCCUGGUUGUCACUAACAGGAGAGUCAAUGUCGUCAGAAGACCUGGAAGCCCAGGAGGAUGAACUGCUGGCCCUGGCGAGUAUCUAUGAUGCAGACGAGUUUAGAAAAGCAGAGUCCGUUCAGGGUGGAGAGACCAGGAUCUAUUUGGAUCUGCCACAGAAUUUCAAGAUCUUUGUGAGCGGCAAUUCAAAUGAGUGUCUCCAGAAUAGUGGCUUUGAAUACACCAUUUGCUUUCUGCCACCACUUGUGCUGAACUUUGAACUGCCACCAGAUUAUCCAUCCUCCUCCCCACCUUCAUUCACACUUAGUGGCAAAUGGCUGUCACCAACUCAGCUCUCUGCUCUCUGCAAGCACCUAGACAACCUGUGGGAAGAGCACCGAGGCAGUGUGGUGCUGUUUGCCUGGAUGCAGUUUCUUAAGGAGGAGACCCUCACCUACCUGAAUAUUGUCUCUCCUUUUGAGCUCAAGAUGGGGUCUCAGAAAAAAGUUCAGAGAAGGACGGCGCCGCAGGCCUCUUCUAGCGCAGAGCUAGGUUCUGGAGGAGCUACUGGGUGCGAUGUAGACCAAGAAGAAACUGUGGAUGAGAGAGCUGUGCAGGAUAUAGAAUCAUUGUCAAGUCUGAUCCAGGAAAUCUUGGACUUCAAUCAAGCUCAGCAGAUCAAGUGCUUCAACAGUAAAUUGUUCCUGUGCAGUAUCUGUUUCUGUGAGAAGCUGGGUAGUGAGUGCAUGUACUUCUUGGAGUGUAGACAUGUGUACUGCAAAGCCUGUCUGAAGGACUACUUUGAAAUCCAGAUCAAAGAUGGUCAAGUUAAAUGCCUCAAUUGUCCAGAACCUAAGUGCUCGUCAGUGGCUACUCCUGGUCAGGUCAAAGAGCUGGUAGAAGCAGACCUGUUUGCUCGUUAUGACCGCCUCCUCCUCCAGUCUACCUUGGAUCUAAUGGCAGAUGUGGUGUACUGCCCCCGUCCAUGCUGCCAGCUCCCUGUGAUGCAAGAGCCUGGCGGAACCAUGGCUAUCUGCUCCAGCUGCAAUUUUGCCUUCUGUACCUUGUGCAGGCUGACCUAUCAUGGGGUUUCUCCAUGUAAGGUAACUGCAGAGAAAUUAAUAGACUUACGAAAUGAAUACCUACAAGCAGAUGAAGCUACUAAAAGGUUCUUGGAACAGAGGUAUGGUAAGAGGGUGAUUCAGAAGGCUCUGGAGGAGAUGGAAAGUAAAGACUGGCUGGAAAAGAACUCCAAGAGCUGCCCUUGCUGUGGAACGCCCAUCCAGAAAUUAGAUGGCUGUAACAAGAUGACCUGUACUGGCUGUAUGCAGUAUUUCUGCUGGAUUUGCAUGGGUUCUCUCUCUAGAGCAAACCCUUACAAACACUUCACUGAUCCUGAUUCUCCAUGCUUUAACAGAUUGUUCCAUGCUGUGGAUGUUAAUGGAGACGUUUGGGAAGAUGAGAUUGAGGACUAGUUCAUUCCUUCUGCUCACAGUAUAGAAAUGGAAUGGUUUGCCCUGAUCUUCUGUCAAGUACACAAAGAGACCUAUCCAGAUAUUUAGGGUGCCAUAGUUCCCUCUUCCUGUGUAGAAGAAAGAACAGGGUUUAUAUUUUCCUUUGGUACUACUCAUUAAGGCAUGUACAUUUUCCAUGUAAUAUAAAUCUGAUAAAAUUAUAUGCCAAAGGUUCAGAAAUGAAAACCAUAGGAGAUUAAAUAUUAUAAUAUGCCCAAACUGUGGAUAGUUAAAAAGUAAAUAUUUAUUUCUUCCCAAAGCUUUAGGUUAGGGAGAGGAGGGUCAAGAGUUAAGCUUUCUGACCAUGUCCAAGAAGCCUGACAUUGGUGGAGCGCUCUCAGUUCUCUCCCUUGCAGCCGGGGACAGUCACAGCCCCGUUGAUGCUAUCCCCGGAGCAUGCUCCAUGCCGUGUACACUACUUACUUCAUCCGAUAUCUUUGGAGCAAGUGUCUGCUCUGUAUCCAGAUGUCUCAGUGCCAUUCAGAUCUUCCGCUUGUCAGAAUAGAAAGUUAACAAUAAAUAUAAAGAUCUUUUUAGUACUACAAGUCCUGUGGAUCACUUACUAUUUAUGAGUGUUGUGUUGAACCCACUGGUUGAGAGCCCAAUGUAGACUUUAUGAUUCUGGCUCUGAACUCGUCCUGCUCACAUGGCUAGAAGACUCAGUCAGAGCUGUGCCUGCCCCAUUUUGUUCUGAACUUUCUCUCUGCCUCCGGCCUUGUGUUGGCAAGGACAGUGUUAAUGUUGAUUCUAGUAGUGUGUUUCCUCUGCCAGAAUAGGAGAGAGCCCAGUAUGCUCCUCAGUGAGUGCACCUGUGUACAGCACCGUGAUUCUAGCCCCGCCUUCUGAACGCUUGCUCCUCUCUCCUCGCCUGUUGGAACUGGGCUUCCUACCCUUCCCCCUUAUGCAGCAGUGUGUGAAGUAGAAACAGUAGCUUGAUGGCUGCAUUCCUUUCUCUGCCUUUUAUUGGCUUUGGAAACUGUCUUCCUCAUGAUGCGGUAAGUGGCAUGGAGUCACUUGGUAGGUGUCUGAAAAAAGGACAGUCACUCACCUGCAGCCUGUGAACUUGUGUUUUCUAUUUGACACUGAAAAUUAAGGAAUUGCUUAAUUGUUAGCAUGGACUGCUUCUGGAUUGUCGGUGAGGUUGCUUAAUUUUAACAAUAAAAAUUAUCUGAAAUCA
Messenger RNA from Meriones unguiculatus (Mongolian gerbil), 3345 nucleotides. RefSeq names its product ring finger protein 14 (gene Rnf14). Gene Ontology annotation, cellular component: ubiquitin ligase complex; cytoplasm. Lineage: Eukaryota; Metazoa; Chordata; Mammalia; Rodentia; Muridae. Gene Ontology annotation, biological process: protein polyubiquitination; ubiquitin-dependent protein catabolic process; positive regulation of proteasomal ubiquitin-dependent protein catabolic process. The transcript has 10 exons. Bases 702 to 2129 code for a protein of 475 amino acids. Gene Ontology annotation, molecular function: zinc ion binding; ubiquitin protein ligase activity; ubiquitin conjugating enzyme binding. The record is from RefSeq and is a predicted model, not a curated record.